Pleuronectes platessa (European plaice) is the source of this 5158-nucleotide messenger RNA. RefSeq names its product C2 calcium-dependent domain-containing protein 4C. The coding region runs from base 156 to 1415 and encodes 419 amino acids. Lineage: Eukaryota; Metazoa; Chordata; Actinopteri; Pleuronectiformes; Pleuronectidae. The transcript is spliced from 2 exons. The record is from RefSeq and is a predicted model, not a curated record.
GUCUGAGGGCGCAGAGCCGCGCCGCACAGCGCACAGUUCACCCGGGGAGAGGAGCCACCUGUUAGAGACGGAGCAGCAGGAGCAGCAGAGUUUUCUUUGCUUAUACGCACUUGACUGGCCUCACACGGCGCCACAUCCCACUGUCUGGUGGGACCAUGUGGGUUCUGGAUAAGAUCCGCGGGUCGGUGGAGACCGGCAUGCUGCGACAGGGAGAGAACGGGGACAAGAAAGGCAUGGCCCCGGCUUACAGCAACGUCCUCACUCCAGACAAGAUCCCAGACUUCUUUAUUCCCCCGAAGCUGAUCAGCUGCCCCCCCGAGCCCGAGCUCCCUCACUUGAAACCCAAGGACGGGUUGCAGCCGUCCAGUUCAGAGCACACUAUCGGCAGCGGCAGGAAGAUCAGCAGCCCGAGGAGUCCUCGUCUGGUGGCCAAGAUCGCAGGAGACACCAAGAACUUGCUGAGAUCAGCAAACCGCCACAUCAUACAGAUAGAGAGCGCUGAUGACGUUGUGGCUGGAGACACCAAUGCAGACCCCCAGUCACAGACAGCUAUGUCCCUGCCUUACGUCCCCAAGACCCAUACAUCGUACGGCUUUGCCACCUUGAAGGAAAGCCCCCACACCCGCCGAAAAGAGUCUCUGUUUCACUGUGAGCUCACCAGUCCCAUCACCUCCCCGAACAUACAGAGGAAGACCCCGGGGAAAAGCAGUGACUCAGGAAACCACCUGAAUCCAGCCGACUUCAACACCUCUCACAUGAAUCCGUACCGUUACUUCAGCGGUGGGGAAAGUGAUACCUGCUCCUCGGCCGAGUCCUCACCCUUCAGCUCUCCUCUGCUCUCCCGCUCCGCGUCUCUGCUCAAGAUCUUCACCCACGAGACGCAGGCCAAGGUUGUGAAGGCCAAGCGGACGUUCGCUCGCCACAGCUCCCUCUCCACCGACGAGUGCAGCUCGGCCGAGCCCAGCCCCAACAUCCAGCGGCGGCUCCACGUCCCUUCCUUGCAUGGUGGCGCCGGAGCAUCCGACCACGGCCUCCAACAAGAGCACACCAUCAACCUGCACAAAGGCGGCACGGUGAGGAUCAUGGCCAACUAUGACUCCGGCACGUCGCGCCUGCUGAUCCGCGUCCUGGCGACGGGGAGUCUUUACGACAAGCACUUUGACAUCAAGAGCAUCAACUGCUGCGUGUCUGUCUACCUGAACCCGGGCAAGCUGCAGAAGCAGAGGAGCAACAUCAUCAAGAACAGCCGCAACCCGGUCUUCAACGAGGACUUCUUCUUCGACUCCAUCAGCUCGGUCCAGGUGAAGAACCUGUCGGUGAAAUUCAAGGUGGUGAACAAAGGCACCAGCCUCAAGAGGGACACGCUGCUGGGGGAGCGAGAGGUGGCGCUGACGAAGCUGCUGUCAGGACUUUAAAGCUGCAGGAGCUGGAGGUCGGAGGAGGCACACACCAAGGAUGCUGGCUGAAACUUAAAUUCGAUUUUUGCACUGGUUUCUUUACAAUCUGCUCUUUUUAUUCGGAUCGAUUUAAUCACUGGACAGAAAGGGAGAGGAAACAGGAAGAGGACAGAGAUUGUUAAAAGAGAGGCUCUGAGAUCUGAAGAAAUUGGAGUCUCUUGAUAACCGCGGUCCACAUGCAGGAUUUAUCGAGGUUGAUUUUUGCCUGGCUCCUUCUUUCAAACAUGAAAGCUCAUUAAAUCAUCUGGGCUCGACAGGUGAAUUCGACAGAUGAAAGUAGUUUUUUCCAGACAUGUCUCCCAGCCAACUUCUGUUAAAAGGUGGGACAACACCUGUGCAUCAGCCUGUGACAGUGUCCUCUCGUGCACUGGGUUCUCGAUGCGUGGCAUGGUUUUAUAACUGUAACUUGGCAUAAAUCCACAGCGGCACAGGACCAAUGGAGUCUACAUGUGUUCAGCACAAAGAUGCCAUUGUGAAUCAGCAUGAGCUUUGAAGUGGUACUACAUCCUGAUGUGCAAAUGAUCCUUUGAUCCCAGUAACCAUGGUCCACCUCCUGCGGGGGAGGGGGGGAGCAGAGCAGUCACGAUAAUCUAAUUCACACGCCCCCAAAAUGUAAUUAGAGUCCAAUUGAAAAUGCAAGCUGAAGAUUGCAUAAUGUGAUUAUUUCCCUACAUGCCAGCAUUGCGAGUAUUGUUUUCAUCCCUCUGUGUGUGUGUGGACGCAAUAACUUAACAAUGCAUGGAUGGAUUUUAGUUAUAUUUUGGAGAGAAUAUAACUUUGGAAGUUUUCUCAAGAUGACCCACUUUUGGAGCUAAUUGGUCGGCAAAAAUAUAGUUUGAAAUAGUAAACUACUUAUCUCCUCAUAUAACAGGGCUAUAGAGAGAACAUAAAGCUUAUAGCGGUCAGAAAACGAUUGUCCCUCAAUCUUGGAAAUGGGUAGAAAUAUUGACUUAUGAUGUAGGAUGGGAUGCAAGGACUGUCUCAUCUUAAUCAGCCACCAGUUAUGUCUUAUCUUCAUGUAGUGACUACAUGGAUCCACCGAGUCAAUGAAUGUGGAGAAAGGAGCGAAGGCGUUCGCACGGUUAAUCAAGUUCUUUCAUGUAAUCGACAAUGUAUAUUUCUCAUUGGUGAACUUUCUUGGACUUUAUGAAGGACCGCUACACAACAGACUUUCACCAAAUGUGUGCAACAACAUCUCCACUCUGGAUUCAGACUGGUCGACAUCACCUUAGUGCUGUGGCAGAUUCUAAACACCAGGAUUAGAGCAGACGGUCACACAUGUUUAAAUUUCCCUUUCCCUUCAAAUUAUCAUGUAAAAUUCUUCUCUCCAUCAUUUUAUUACACUAUUAUCUCAACUCUGUGGGCCACGACUUUGUGCUUUACUGCUUUUUGGUUCAUUCUGAUUGCAAUUGGACACACACACAAUUGGUCAAAUUUUUUACUGUGUAAUUAAAUUAAAUACAUCAUUCAUGUCACAUUUUAUGCAAACAGGCUCUUGCCUUAGUCACAGUGUUGGCAGUGGACAGAUACAGUGCUUGUGUGCAUGCACAUGUAAUAAAUGUCACAUAAAAGAAGAAUAGCGCACUGUACUGCAAAGAACCAGUUGCAUGGCACAUGCACAUGUCAAUAAAACACUGGUGUUUGCAUGACGUUCUCGAAGUUUAAUGAAACCCUAAAGCCUUACCGUAUCUGUAUGUGUGUAUGAGUGAGUGAUGAAGAGGUAUAGUGUGUGUUUAGCAUGACAUUUUGUCCAAAGUUGUUUGGUUAAUUUUCUAUGUCGUAUUUUGUAAAAAUGUAAAGAUGUGUGUUGGAUUUGUACUGAAUAUAACUACAUACGUGCUGGUUUCUUCUAUUGUCGGUGAAGUGCCAAUAAUGCACUAAAGUGAGUGAGAAGUGCUGAGGAGAGGCUUUUGAAUCAUGUGUGUUUCAACUCUGAUGAAGCCGACCGGACCGAGUAGAAACGUCAAGAAAGACGCACAGAAAAAACAAGCCUGUUGGUACACUUCACAGCUGACACUCCACUUCCCAGGGUUCUCAGACAGACGCCUGCAGAGUUUCAAGUUGACGGCAGGAGCGUCUGUCGAGAAACCAGAAGCACAGGCUGACUGAUAUAAAGAGCUUUCAGGAUUUGUUUGCAGAAUUGCAGGUGAUUACAGCCUCAAGUGCUCGGCAGAGGGAGAGAAGGAAUCCGUGACAUCAGACUGAGGAUUCCCACACACUGGCCCAAAGCUUCAGUUCAAAUCCUGGGAGGCUUGACUCUCACAUAGUGUUUGUAGCACACUUGUAGCACUGCUGUUGAUACGCUCUAUUGUACCAUUUCUAUACAGUGACACUGUUGCUCUGCUUCGUGUGAAACUCGUUGGAAUCCCUGUUGCAAACAUACAGUGCCUGCACGUUUACAGUUGUUGUAUUUUGUACUUAAACAUCCUGAACUGUAUUCACCCCUCUUGUUAUCAAACCUUUGCUUUAUUCUCGCAUGACCUCAGUAGUGUCAGUACUAAAUUCCAGUGGGUUCUUAUUGUGCUGUGGUGGGUCGCCUUGUUCUCUGACUCUAGGUGGGGAUAAAACAAUGAUACACUGAGAAUAUGGAUAACAUGUGCUUGAGUUUUGUUUUUACAACUAAAUGCUUUGACUGUUUUUUUGUGGCUUUUUUUUUAAUAUACAUUGAAAUACAGAGCAGAAUAAAACAAAGUAAAAACAGAUUUGAGCAAAACAACCUUAUCAAUAUACAUAUCUGAAGAAUAUCUUUCAUAGCUUAAAGAAAAAUGUCAAAAUAUAAUACUUAAACUUGACAGGAGAGGAAACAAUUGAAAUAAUUUUGUCAUAAUGUUCCAUGACUGCUCUGACAUAAAACCGAAGACACUAAAAAUGAAAAUGUGGAAUUCACAUUUGACUUGUGAUAAAUAUAUCAGCACAAAGACGCGUCUUCUUUUUGCUGAUAUAAACCGAGGAUUUAUUAAAUGGAUUUGUGCACCUUCUGUUGCUCUUGUGAUCGAUGCUGAGCUGAGCUGCAGGCUUAUUCCUAACAGAAACAUACUGGAUCAUGUUUGAUAAGCUCUGAUGAGCCCACAUGUUUUUAAAUUUUUUUUUUUACGAUUAUAUGUAUACAUGACAUAACAAACAAUAUAUAAGGUUUGUUUAUAAGGAACUGUCAUGAUUCAUCCUCUGAGGACCAUGAAUAUGCACCAGAUGUGACAACAGCAUAUUUUCCUCUGGAAAAAAGUUAAGUAAUGCCUUUUUAGUGAGGUCAUUUUAGAUUCUAACCUUUAUUUAAUCGACAGAGCUAUUACCAAAAUAGCUGCUUGAUUAGCGUCAGCGAGGAGAAGCUUGAUUGAAGGCAUUUAAAUUGAGUAUUAAGUAAAGCGUUAAUGUCCGUGUUUGAAAGAGAGAGUACUGAUCAGUUUGAUGUCGUGUUUUUAUAUAUAAAUAUACUGUUUAUAAACUGAAGUGUCUCUGAAGUCUUCCUGUCUUGACAGGUUCUCUCUGAAAAAUGAAGCUGCAAAGUGCCGGUCCAUUACUUGACAUUGAAAUCUCUAAUCUCUGUUGAGGCUGAUUUACAUGUGCUGUUGCUGUUCUUGUUUUUCUGGCUCUUUUUAUUCUGUGAUGCUUUACAGCCACUGACAGCUGCUCUGUGGUUACUGUGUUAAUGGGUGUGAAAUACUUACGUUAAUUCAAUAAUUAAAAGAAAAAGUUCCCCAGCA